This is a messenger RNA of Eleginops maclovinus (Patagonian blennie), 4013 nucleotides long. RefSeq names its product microtubule-associated protein 1 light chain 3 gamma, like (gene map1lc3cl). Gene Ontology annotation, cellular component: autophagosome membrane; autophagosome; cytosol. Bases 2967 to 3377 code for a protein of 136 amino acids. Lineage: Eukaryota; Metazoa; Chordata; Actinopteri; Perciformes; Eleginopidae. Gene Ontology annotation, biological process: autophagosome maturation; autophagy of mitochondrion; autophagosome assembly. The record is from RefSeq and is a predicted model, not a curated record. Gene Ontology annotation, molecular function: ubiquitin protein ligase binding. The transcript has 5 exons.
GGCUUCCGAGGCGGUGCUCUCCGGAGGUCUGCUCCCUUCCUCCGCUGGUCGCUCUUCGGCGUUGGAGGCAGCAGACACCGGAUCCCCCAGAGCAGCAUCCACCAUCUCCAGGUGUUUGCACCUGAGCAGUUCCAGCUCAAGCACACCGGCCAGCGUCGCUUUGAGUCGCUCCCCGAUGCGGACACGCUCGGUGCCCGACCAGAGCGAGUUCACGCAGCUGCGGCGGCCGGCCAUCCUCGCAGGGGUGCACGGGAAGGCGAAACCGGGGCGCACCGCUGACCACCGCUCAGUCUCCGUGCAAUGGAUAAGAAGAAUGAGUGGGCACUACGGUGAAGCUCCAGGUAGAGCAACACGGGUCAGGACGAGCGAUAGCAACAUAGCAGUCCCUAAAAUGACCGCGAUAAAGAAAAUAUAAUGACCAUCUCUAACGUGCCAUGCAGCCCACAGCGUCAGGCAGUCCUGCUGACUGGCACAAAACCGGAAUGAAUGAUUCCACCGGUAUACGGAGGGAACAUCAACGAGACCUGUUCUCAUUUCCUGUUGACACGAUCCUUUUGUUUUUAAAUGUCACUUAAACCCUCCGGGUGGAGUGGAGUCACCAUGGUGCUCCAGUACGCUGCAUCCCAAUGAGACAAUGCAACAGACGGAGGGAGAUAACGUUACAUGUGGGAGCAGCGGGGAGGAGGAGCCGCUGCACCGGAGCUGCCCACCCAUUGGCCGGGGAAGUUUUUCGAAUGGACGCACGGAAAAAUCCCCCCGAGUGUCCAACUCAACUGUACAGGAUGCCAGAGGGGACAAAUACUCACAUUCCCACAGUGUUCCCAUAUGGGUUAAAAAGUGACCUCAGCAUGCUAUGGAGCAUCAAGCGUUUCUCUCUUAGACACAUAAGUAAUUAUACAAUUAACAAUGGUUUUAGGACGGUCAUCUGUGACAAUGCUGAGGCUUAAAGUAGGACCCAAUUAACUUGAACAUAUGACCUACAAGAUGUAAUGAUUUAAUCCAAUUUAUAUUGAAACUCGUGACAUUUAUUUAAUCUCAUAUGCUCGUUUCUAGGUCGUAUUGUUUGCCCUUUCAUUUUAAUCAUUAUUUAUUUCAUUUCCAUUUUUUUUGUAAAAUAGGCCUUUUUGCAACACAAAUCUAAUAUUAUCAAUUAAAAAUAAGUAUAUGUAAUGUUAAUGUUAAAUGUUAAAGUAUGUUAAUUGUGGUCAAAUUGUGUACAGUCAGAAAUGAAGCUAUGUUAAAACAAAUUAGUACAAUCUAAUAGACCCACCAUCAGUGACACCGACACACAGGCAGUAAGUAGUUCUUCUCCCUUUCUGUUAUUGUGGUGGAUGCAAACUUUAUUAAGCCAACUAUAUAUCUUUUUUUCUGUAUGUUUGACGGGUGCAGUGUACUUUGCUCAGUGCCACAUUCAACCAGCAGAGGGUAAUCUUCAACCACAACACAGCAUUACAUUAUGUUUCCACAGGUUGGUGGUUCAGAAUGUUUUUAGUUCAACUUUAAGUACAUCCAGUCUCUGGUAUGUAUAAAUCAAAGUAUUAGAAACCAUCAGUAUAAUGCAGGUAUAAUUAAACAGCAGCAGAAACUGCAGCUUCCAAAAUAAACACGAAGUUGAAUCAACAUCUCUCUAUAACAGUUUCAGCAAAAACUAAAGAUUAUAUAUUUCAUGAAGUAAAAAUUAAAAUUAACUAUUUUAAACUGUGGAUAUAUUUUUAUUGGCAACUGUUUAAAAUAGUGUUUCAUAUUAGUUUUAGAAAGAGAAACCAGGAAGCACAGUGAGACACCAACUCUAAAAGUCUCACUCUAUUUAUAACUACAUUCAAUCUAUAUAUAAUAAAUACUAUUAAAACAGCGGUUAUAUUUUUUAUCUCAAACUUUAAACCAAUUUUAGCUCAGUAGACUCAAUGUCUCAAUGUCCAUAAGGUAUCUAAAGCCUUGGAUCAUGAUAUUUAUCAGCAGAAAGUGAUUGACCACUGAAGAUGGAAUAAGUAUUCUGGUAUUACUUAAGAAAACACAGUGUAAAAAUAAUCUGUAUCAAGUUAAAGGGAGGAUUUAAACCUUAACUUUAUUAAAAGUAUAACAGUAUUAACAUAAAGUUUCAAUUAUGUUUGAUCUUAAUCUGUCAUAUCACAUCAGAUUGGACAUUCAGAAUUUUGUGUUGAUUAUAUUUUCUUAUUAAUCUGAACCUGCAAAGAUACAAAUGUUAAUAAAUAAAUGCUGGAGAGUAAAAGCAAAAUAUUGUUUUCCUGCAAAUAUUAGUAAAGGUUAAAGUCAAAAGUAGCAGAAAAUUGCACUUAAGUAAAAUACUUGAAUUGAUUUAUUUAGUUAAGGCCCCCUUACUGUCAGACCCAAAGUAUUAUAGGUGCUCUGGAAAAAUGCAUGAAAAUAAAUGAUAGUAUAAUAAGAGAAAUUAUUUAAUGGUAUAUCAACUUAGAACACAAAAACAAGAAAAUGCAUACCAGAAAAACUUAAAUAUAUUCUCAUCUAAUUGUUAGGACGCGCUUGUAAGCGAUUUAAAACCUCCAAAUCCUCACCAUUACUUCUGUCAGUGUUACUAUUGAUCAUUGGUCUCAGACUGCUGAAACAAUAGUAAAACAAAUGUGAUGUGGCCCGGCAUGGCUAUCAGACAGUGAGGUCAGAGUAGAAUUGAGAGCAAUCAGAUCUCUUGAUGAAAGUGGCACCGGGUUCCUCUGGACUCUGUGUUCGUCUGAAUAAUUAAUGUCAUGUGCUGUUUAUGCUCUUCACUUGCCCUCAUUACACUGCUGCCUUCAUGUUUGUACCCCUCUGUGUGAUUAUGGACCCAAUAUCACCAGUACAUGUGAGAAUGCCCGUAGCUUUGUGAGCAGCUCAUUGGGGUUUGCUAGCUUCCACCCGAGGGGACAUCACCGUCAGCCUGGGAAAGACCUUUGCGCUGCCUCCACCUUCACCGCUGGUCUCUGCAAACCUCCCUACGCAACUAAGAAAAAAUGGCACCUUUUGAGAAAUCCAUGGAAUUGAUGCCCUUCAAGCAAAGGAAAUGCCUGGAAACAAGAAAAGAUGAAGUAUGCAGCAUUCGGUCCAAAUUCCCCAACAAAUUACCUGUUAUUGUUGAGCGUUACGUCCGUGAAAAGAAUCUCCCCCUGAUGGACAAAACAAAGUUCCUGGUUCCUUUCGAGCUCACCUUGGGUCAGUUCCUCUGCCUGCUCAGGAAUAAGAUUUCCCUGGAAUCCACACAGGCUCUGUUCCUCCUGGUGGCAGAGAAGAGCAUGUCCUGCAUGUCCUCCAGCAUGGGGGAGGUUUAUACCCACUACUGUGACACCGACGGCUUCCUCUACAUCACCUAUGCCUCGCAGGACAUGUUUGGAGCACCUCAACCUGCCACCAGCUCGCCUUGCUGAGCCUGAAGCACAUAAAUAAACUGAGUUGAUGCUGGUGACACCACAUAGCAGUACUGGGUGAUAAAAAGAGCCAAGGCCAGACUGUUUCCAGUAUUUUGGCCCUAAACUGCAUAUCAGCCUACCUCAUGAAACUGGACUUUUAAACCCAGAAAUCACUUCUUUUUUUUAAAACCUGCCACAACAGCUAACUACAACUGCAUUCUCACACUGAUGUUUAAAACAUUGAUUGUUUGAUUGUCAAGUCACUACAGUUGUGAUCAUCUCUGUUAAAGAAAUGUGAUGUUUUGUGUCAGUUUUAAACCCACAUUGGUCAACAUCCCCAUCCUCAGUUACCUCCAGACAUGACAUUGCAAACUAGUUGUCACAUAGCUGUAAUGCCAGUUCAGAGUAAAACCACCACCUUCUCUACUCUACACUAAUGGGUUCAAUGUCAUGCUGGUAAUCAAACUCCUUUUUAAGCACUUAUGUCCUCCUUCCUCCUCCUCUUUCUCUGACUGUCUCUUCGUUUUCCUACUUCCCUUAAAACUGUGAAACUGUGAGGCACUCAAUGAAAACACGGAUGAAAACCGAAUGCUGCUCUGAUUCGCUCUGUAUCCAGCUGUCUGUAUGACAAAAAAUAAAUCCAUGACCUUUUAA